AUGCAGCUUUUACUCGGCGUCCUCGCCAACAGAGCGCUGAAUGCGUGGGCUUUGAACAAUUGGCGCGUGGCGGCCUACGCCGGCUGGAACUGGGACAAGGAGGUUGCUGUUGUGACUGGCGGCUGCGGCGGCAUUGGGAGGGAGCUCGUCCUUGGCCUCAUCCACAAGCGGGUCAAGGUCGCCAUCCUCGACGUUAUUCCGCUCCCUGAUGAUAUGAAGGACAACCCCCUGAUUCUGUACGUCAAAACCGACAUUACGUCGGCGGCCGCUAUCGCAGAGGCGGCGGCAACGAUCCGGAAGACCUUUGGUAACCCGACCAUCCUGAUCAACAACGCUGGGAUUGCCGCGCCCCAUACAAUUCUCGAAACACCCGCCGAGUUCCUCCCCAAAAUCUUCGGCGUCAAUGCAAUCGCUCUUUGGCUGUUGACCAAGGAGUUCCUGCCUAGCAUGAUCAAGGAAAACAAGGGACAAAUCGUUACCACUUCGAGCGUCACGGCCUAUAUGGCACUGCCGAGAAUGGUCGACUACUGCGCCUCAAAGGCUGCUUCCUUGACGUUCCACGAGGGCCUCAACACUGAGCUUAAGACCAAGUACAAGGCCGACGGGAUCAUAACCACGAUAGUCCAGCCCAGCUGGGUGCGGACCCCGAUGUCCCCUGAUAACGCCGACGAGAUUGAGCUUAGGGACGGCAAGAUGCUGUCGCCCCAGGAGGUUGCGGGCCGUACGCUGCAGCAGGUUUUUGCCCGCCGGGGCGGCCAACUGAUUCUGCCGGAGAAAAUGUCCUUCUUUAGCGCCAUGAAGGGUUGGCCCAACUGGAUGCAAGAGUUGCUGAGGGACGCUAUGGGUAGAAGCAGCCUGCUGUGA
This is a messenger RNA of Ilyonectria robusta, 864 nucleotides long. RefSeq lists its product as uncharacterized. Lineage: Eukaryota; Fungi; Ascomycota; Sordariomycetes; Hypocreales; Nectriaceae. The transcript has 2 exons. Gene Ontology annotation, molecular function: oxidoreductase activity, acting on the CH-OH group of donors, NAD or NADP as acceptor. The record is from RefSeq and is a predicted model, not a curated record. Bases 1 to 864 code for a protein of 287 amino acids.